ACACACACUGACACACGCAGUAAAAAACCAACCGUAUAAAUAUAUACACAGUCAUUAAUUUUAUUACUAUUGCUGUAAUACACCCAAAUUCUCCGUGUCUCUGAUCACCCCUUUCAAUCCUUGAGCAGAAAGCCGUUGGAUGGCCCUUCUUGUUAAUGGCAAUGGAUCUGCUAUCCAGAAAGAAGAGGAGUUAUCUGGUUUCAUAUUCAUGUGCAGUGGAGUGACAAAACCUCAGUGUUACCUAAAUCGUGUUUUUGGGCUUCCUGCGGCAAGAAGGGAAGUUGUUGAGAAGAUCAAACCGGGUACCAAGUUGUUUCUGUUCGAUUUUGAUGCGAAGCUUCUCUAUGGUGUGUAUGAGGCCACUUCCAAGGGAGGGGUGAACUUGCAACCGUCUGCUUUUGGGGGAAGGUUUCCAGCGCAGGUGCAAUUUAAAAUUUGCAACGAUUGUAUUCCACUGCCCAUGAGUUCUUUCAGAACUGCUAUCAAAGACAAUUAUCAAGGCUCCAAAUUUACACCAGAACUUAAUGCCCAGCAGGUGAGAGACCUUCUGUUGCUGUUUAAGCCCAUUGUUGCACCAUCGACUGCUUCACCACACCCUGCAGUAGCUUAUUCUGCACCCGAAACACAGAUGCUAGCUUUAGCACCAAAUACUGCACUCAGACCAUGGAUGCAACCUCAAGCACUUUAUGGUGUAUCGGGACCAAGGAUGCCGCCUCCAGCAAGUAAUGGAAGGAUUAACCCUUCAUUAAUCCGAUAUUCACAGAAUCGCUAUCGACCUUACCAGGUUGGACCAUUACAUAAUCGUUCACUACGAAUAACGCAGCCUCAGCUUAUUCUGAAAAAUGAGCUAAAUCCACAUUUACACCGUCCCCAUCCAUAUACCCCUCAUCAAGCCCCUCCAGCCCCUGUUAAUCCAUAUCAAUUUCCAGAGAAUCGACCAACGUACCUCUCUAAUGAACUAUAUUCAAGGUAUUUGACAACGCCUGUGGUGGAUCCACAUGAUCAAAGAGUUGGCUUGGAUGGUGGAUACAGUGGUCAAGUCAUACAACCCGUUUACAAUCAUGUUGAUGGUUAUCCUCAGGGUCACAACGCCUACACCCCAAAACCUUCUUAUGUUUCUCCACAAGGACCACAUCUGUCGACUCAACCUCCUUACAGUGCCCCAAUAUACACGCAAUUACAGUCUGUGCCUGCUAAAGGACCUGAGGUGGUCGGUUCAAGUAUGCCCGUCUCAAAUUCUUAAUCUUUUGAUGGGGGCUUGCAGUGAGACAUUGACAACUUGUUAGAAGAUAGUUGACAUUGGAACGAAAUGACAUGUAUUUAGUUGUAAUCUGAUGGGUUAGUUUGUCUCUGUGUAUGGGAUAUAUUAGUUUGCAUUAGGAAUUCAGAAUUGUCAACUUACAAAGUAGCUCUUUUAUUUGGACGGUGAUAAUAGAGAUUUGUACAGCAUAUUUGCAAGAUACAAAAGAGAGAACUUCAACAUCG
Molecule: messenger RNA, 1485 nt
Organism: Erigeron canadensis
Lineage: Eukaryota; Viridiplantae; Streptophyta; Magnoliopsida; Asterales; Asteraceae
Exons: 5
Coding region: 140-1243 (367 amino acids)
Source: RefSeq, a predicted model, not a curated record